Messenger RNA from Linum tenue, 441 nucleotides. The record is from the annotation of a GenBank genome assembly. Lineage: Eukaryota; Viridiplantae; Streptophyta; Magnoliopsida; Malpighiales; Linaceae.
UUGCAGCUGUCGAACCUGGCGAGCGUGCUCUUCCUGGGCCUCUUCAUGUCCAUCAUCCUGACCGCGGUUCUGGAGCUGCGAUGGAGCGGGGUGAGCAUCGAGGAUCUAUGGCGCAACGAGCAAUUCUGGGUGAUCGGUGGCGUAUCCGCACAUCUCUUCGCCGUAUUCCAAGGCUUCCUAAAAAUGCUAGCCGGAAUCAACACAAACUUCACGGUCACGACCAAGGCGGCAGAGGACGCCGAGUUUGGAGAGCUCUACAUGGUGAAAUGGACGACGGUUCUCAUCCCUCCGACGACCCUCUUGAUCGUGAACAUUGUCGGGGUGGUGGCAGGGUUCUCCGACGCGUUGAACAAAGGCUACGAGGCUUGGGGGCCAUUGUUCGGGAAAGUGUUCUUCGCGUUCUGGGUUAUACUCCAUUUGUACCCGUUCUUGAAGGUUUGA